AUGUUCGCAGAACCACACCGGUCCGUAGUGACCGUAAUGUUUAACUGUGAGCGAAAGUCCCUGAACGUAAUGCCGAAAGGGUUCGUUAUCCAUAGGAGGAUACACGUGGACGAGCGAGGACUUAACCAUGAUGCACUGAUCGGUGUUGAGUUGUAUGGUCUGAGCACACACUGUCCACCAGUCGUUGAUAAGCAAAGUGACCUUCAGUGA
Molecule: messenger RNA, 210 nt
Organism: Anisakis simplex (herring worm)
Lineage: Eukaryota; Metazoa; Nematoda; Chromadorea; Rhabditida; Anisakidae
Source: the annotation of a GenBank genome assembly